Punctularia strigosozonata HHB-11173 SS5 is the source of this 642-nucleotide messenger RNA. RefSeq lists its product as uncharacterized. The transcript is spliced from 6 exons. The record is from RefSeq and is a predicted model, not a curated record. Lineage: Eukaryota; Fungi; Basidiomycota; Agaricomycetes; Corticiales; Punctulariaceae. The coding region runs from base 1 to 642 and encodes 213 amino acids.
AUGCUCGCACUACUCAAAUAUGCUGUCGCGAUUGUUGUGCUACUCUCGGCACAACUCGCUUCGUCGCAGGCGGACGCUGCCAUCCAACAGUGCUACAAGAAUGCAUUUGCGGAAGCAUUGGGUCCGGAAAUCACCGACCCAGCCAAUCGUACCGUCCACCUCUGCGAAGACAUCUCGCUGUUCCAACAAGCGGCCAACAACAUAAUCCGCGAAUGCUUUGGUGGCAACAUCAACGUGACGUGUGUCGCCACGGCUGAGCAAUACAUAUUUGACGCCUGCUUUCAAGUGGGCGUUGUGAUACCUGCUUACAAUCGCGCUCAAGUGACGCCAACCCCCGGAUCUACAUCUAUUUUUACGACCGAGCCUGGGAUGAGCGUGACGAGUGCGGUUUCAACUCUCAGCUUAACGGCUCCGCUACCGGUGACAUCCAAUAAUACACUACGUUCCUCCACCACCGCAAGUGAACUGAGCACGACAACGAAGGCGGUUCCAGGGUCGAGCGUCAUGAAAACUACCUCCACAUCCGCUUCAAGUGCUGCACCGUCAUCGACGCAAACUAGCCCCGCAGAACGCGUCGCUGCCGUCAAAGUGACCCUGAGCUGCUUCGUCACGUCCGCGGUGGUCAGCCUAUUGAGCCUAUGA